Miscanthus lutarioriparius is the source of this 336-nucleotide messenger RNA. The record is from the annotation of a GenBank genome assembly. Lineage: Eukaryota; Viridiplantae; Streptophyta; Magnoliopsida; Poales; Poaceae.
AUGGUCUCCAGCCAUCCUUGCUCCUACCUGGCUCCACCGAAUCUCGCCCUUUGCAAUACUCAACGUGCAGAUGCUGCUGAGCAACGUGUUGAGGCCGCCGAGCAACGAGCACAAGCUUUGGAAGGCCAAGUUUCCACGGUGGUCGAAACAAAUGCACAUUUGCAAAAAGAGCAGCAAUCCCAACGUGAUGAGCUUAGUUCUUUACAUCAAGCACAGAGUGGAGAAGUUGCUCGCCUAGUGAGAGAACAACUUGAUCAUCAAAUGGUUGAAUUAAUUGCACGCAUACAUUCUGGUGCCUCAGUCCCUAUCUUAGAGUUUAAGCCCUUUAUUGGUUGA